AUGCGCUCUUCCUGUGUUCAUCGAGUUAUCAAGCUCCUUAAUUUUGCCAUUUUCACUUGGUGCGCAACAGCUCUGGGAGUAUCUCUUGAAAAGCGGUCGAUAGCAGGACCUGUUUUUUCUCAGAACUUUCCAGACCCAAGUGUCAUCUUCACCGACGCCUAUUACGCAUUUUCCACAACGAGCGCCGGUCUGAAUGUGCCUGUAGCGACAUCUCCGGAUUUCAAUACGUGGACUUAUCUCAGUCAUGAUGCACUUCCUACUGUAGGUGCUUGGACUAUUGCAAACACCAUUUGGGCUCCAGAUGUUGUCGCAGAUGGAGGAUAUGUGCUGUUUUAUGCCGGUGAGAGUGCAGCAAACCCGGGUUUCCAUUGCGUUGGAGUGGCGACAUCUAUCAACGUAGAAGGGCCAUACGCGCCCCAAACGGAGCCCCUCGUCUGUCCCAUUUCUACCGGAGGUGCAAUUGAUCCCGCGGGUUUCCAUGAUGUUAAUGGCGACUUUUAUCUGGUCUGGAAAGUAGACGGCAACAACAUCGGUCAUGGCGGAAGCUGCAACAAUGGUGUCGCUCCGAUUGUACCCACACCUAUUAUGAUUCAGCAAUUAACAGCCGAGGGAACUGCAUUCGCUGUUGGCUCUACCGCAACCGAAAUUCUUGACCGUGACGAUGACGACGGCCCCCUGAUUGAAGCUCCUUCACUCGCUCGCAGUUCAGAAGGCGUUUAUUUUUUGACUUUUUCCUCUAACUGCUAUAGUACAUCUUUAUAUGAUGUCUCGUAUGCAACUGCGACCAAUGUACUAGGGCCAUACACCAAACAACCGUGGUUGAUGAUCACUGGAACUCCCUUCGCGCAAUUGUACGCACCUGGUGGCGCAGAUAUUACCCCGGACGGUACUAAACUGGUGUUCCACGCUGACCUGGGUACUACUUCGGAUACCAGACAACUUUAUACCGCAGAAAUUACCCUUUCGGGAACUACUAUUUCAAUCUAG
This is a messenger RNA of Lentinula edodes (shiitake mushroom), 987 nucleotides long. RefSeq names its product glycoside hydrolase family 43 protein. Lineage: Eukaryota; Fungi; Basidiomycota; Agaricomycetes; Agaricales; Omphalotaceae. Gene Ontology annotation, biological process: carbohydrate metabolic process. The transcript is spliced from 5 exons. Bases 1 to 987 code for a protein of 328 amino acids. The record is from RefSeq and is a predicted model, not a curated record. Gene Ontology annotation, molecular function: hydrolase activity, hydrolyzing O-glycosyl compounds.